Molecule: messenger RNA, 3217 nt
Organism: Achroia grisella
Lineage: Eukaryota; Metazoa; Arthropoda; Insecta; Lepidoptera; Pyralidae
Gene: Ide
Product: insulin-degrading enzyme
Exons: 26
Coding region: 208-3207 (999 amino acids)
Biological process (GO): peptide catabolic process
Cellular component (GO): mitochondrion; cytosol
Molecular function (GO): metalloendopeptidase activity; metal ion binding
Source: RefSeq, a predicted model, not a curated record
UGUAUUGUAUAAUUUGUGUAAAUUUGUCAUCAACGUACAGAAAAUUGUAGAUAUAAUAAUUUUCAAAUCAUUCCACUUAUAAUUUAAUUUGACAAACUGGCAUCUAGAAGACUUCUAUUGAUUGGCUUCCAUAACUUCUCACCUCCUGCCGGAUACCGUAACAACUUUAAUAGUAUAACACACAAACAGAAACGCCUCCAUUCCGGAAUGACGACCACGCAGUGCGCCCCGCGGCAGCCCCCCGGACGCACCUCAUCCCCCCAAACUCCAACCAUCAGCCCCGGCGUACUCAAGCGCUAUGAGGACAUUGUGAAAUCGCAAGAAGACAAAAGAGUUUACAGGGGCUUAGUGUUAUCAAAUCGGCUGAAGGUCCUGCUGGUCAGUGACCCCACUACUGAUAAAUCUGCGGCAGCUAUAGAUGUUAACGUGGGUUAUCUAAGUGAUCCGGAUGAAUUACCUGGUCUGGCGCACUUCUGUGAACACAUGCUGUUCUUAGGAACAAAAAAAUAUCCCGAGGAAAAUGAGUACAACAAGUUCCUCUCAGAACACGGAGGCUCCUCAAAUGCAUCUACGUCAUCAGACCACACCACAUACUACUUCGACGUGCUGCCAGAACAUUUAUCCGGAGCCCUAGAUAUUUUCGCGCAAUUCUUCAUCUCGCCGCUAUUCACUGAGUCAGCCACGGGGCGGGAGUUGAGUGCAGUCAAUUCUGAACACGAGAAGAACAUGUCUUUAGACGGCUGGAGGCUGGACCAGUUGAAUAAGAGUACAGCAGCACCCGAGCAUCCUUACCAUAAGUUCGGAACUGGCAACAGAGAUACCCUGGAGACGAUACCGAAGUCGAAAGGCAUCGACGUACGGAAGGAGCUGCUGAAAUUCCACCAGCAAUGGUAUUCUUCGAACAUCACCACUCUAGUCGUUAUGGGCAAAGAGUCCUUAGACGAAUUAGAAGCAAUAGUGGUGCCUCUAUUCUCCGCGGUGGAGGACAAGUCUGUAGAGUCGCCGCGGUGGGAGGAGCAUCCAUAUCCGGAGAGGCUGCGGCGCAAGCGAGCGUACUGCCUCCCAGUCAAAGAUCUAAGAUCUCUGUCCAUAGACUUCCCCAUACCGGAUAUGAAGAAGCAUUACAAAAGUGCCCCUGGCCACUACUUGUCCCACCUGCUCGGACAUGAAGGACCUGGGAGCCUGCUGUCUGCUCUCAAAGCCAGAGGAUGGUGUAAUAGUUUAGUCGGUGGAUCCCGGAUCGGCGCUCGCGGGUUCGGUUUCUUUGGAGUGCAAGUAGAUCUUACAGAAGAAGGAGUGAACCAUAUAGAUGAUAUUAUCUACCUAGUGUUCCAAUACAUCAGCAUGCUGAGGAGCGAGGGCGCUCAGCGUUGGGUGUGGGAGGAACAGCGGGACCUGAUGGCCAUGGAGUUCAGGUUCAAGGAUACACAGGAACCCAGGAGUCUGGUCACGGGCCACGUGCAUUUGUUGCAGGAAUACCCUAUGGAGGAUGUACUAAGCGCAUACUACUUGAUCUCGGAAUGGAAGCCGGAACUCAUUGACGAGAUGCUGUCACUACUAACGCCUGAGAACGUGCGAAUAGCAGUUGUAGCAAAAUGUUUUGGAGAGAAGUGCACCCAAACGGAGCCGUGGUACGGAACCAAGUAUCUGCAGGAGGAUAUCGAGGAAGCCAAAAUAAAGGAAUGGAAAUCAGUGACGUCAUGUCCGGAGCUGUGUCUACCGCCCGUCAACGAGUUCAUCCCGGCGCGGCUGCAGUUGGAGACCAGCGACGACCCCACCAUAGACGCCAUCGCGCCCGCCAUCAUCAAGGACACACCCCUAAUGAGGCUAUGGUUCAAGAGGGACAACGAAUUCCUUCUGCCUAAGGCGGUUAUCACAUUUGAUAUAGUCAGUCCACUGGCGUACGCGGACCCGCUGAACUGUAACCUGACGUCGGUGUGGGUGCUGGUGCUGCGCGACAGCCUGCAGCAGUUCGCGUACGCAGCAGAGCUGGCCGGACUGAGGUGGACCGUCGGCAACGCCAAGUACGGACUCACUGUAACAAUAGACGGAUAUGAUGACAAACAACACGUGUUACUGGACAAGAUAAUUGAACAUAUGGUGAACUUCAAGGCGGACCCUAAAAGGUUCGAAAUCAUGAAAGAAAAUCACAUAAGAGGCAUCAAAAAUUUCGAAGCAGAACAACCCUAUCAGCAUGCAGUCUACCAACAAGCACUAUGCCUCUCUGAUAUAGUCUGGACCAGAAAGCAGCUUCUCCACGCAGCAGAACAGAUGACAGUGGAGCAGUUAGACGACUUUGCGGCGCGGCUGAUGAGGAAAGUCCACGUGGAAGGGUUCAUGUUUGGCAACUUGACCCGCGAGAGGGCGUUGAAAAUUGCCAACAAUUUAGAAAACAAAUUACCCAAAGAUGCAACUCCAUUGCUAGCACAACAAUUACUACUGCACAGAGAGAUUGAGUUAGGGAAAGGUACAACAUUUCUUCGAGAGACAGAAAACUCCGUACACAAGUCAUCAUGCACGUCUCUGUACUAUGCAUGCGGUCUUCGGGAUACCAGGCAGAAUGUAGCAUUGGAGCUGCUGGCGCAGACACUGUCGGAGCCCUGCUUCAGUAUUCUCAGGACUAAGGAACAACUUGGCUAUAUUGUGUUCAGCGGCGUUCGUCGCUCCAACGGAGUUCAGGGGCUACGAGUCAUAGUACAAAGUGAUCGACACCCGGCCUACCUCGAGCGAAGAAUCGACGCCUUCCUAGCUGGCUCACAGUCGUACCUAAUAGACAUGACGGAGGAAGAGUUCCUGAAGCACCGCACCGCACUCGCUGCGCAGAAGUUGGAGAAGCCGAAGCGGAUGUCCUCGCGCGCUUCGCAACUGUGGGGCGAGAUCACGGCACAGGUUUACAACUUCGACCGUCCCAGAGUUGAAGUGGAGCAGCUGAACACCAUAACCAAAGAGGAGUUGAUAGAAUUCUAUAAGAAAUACAUCAGUGAAGAUUCACUGGAGAGACAGAAGUUGUCUGUUUACGUGGUGUCGACAGCUGAGGGCGGAGCUGGAACUGCUACCCAGAAUGGAGACGUGGAGGAUGACCAGACCACCCGCAAGGAACCAAUCAAAAUAACGGAUCUUGUGGAGUUCAAGUCGAGAAGACGUUUAUAUCCCCACGCGGCGCCGUUUACAAAUAUACCAAGAAAAGGAGCACAAUGUAAACUAUAAUGUUUAUAUA